CAUACACAACUCGGGGUCGUUGUGCCGUCCCUCCGCGCACUCACACCCGUUACACCAUUUUCCUUGGAGCAUCAUCAGUAAGAGACGCUGCAGCAUCUCCUUGAGUUGAGCAUCGACCGACACCCCAGCACGAAGUGGACGAAGGUGUCCAUUGAAUACAGAUUCAUCAAAACAUUAUGGAAGGUACAACGGCUACGAUCGGGCAGCCAACGACUGCUGAACCGGAAUGGAAGACACAACAACAGGAGGGUACCAUGGGCAGCGCUGGUCGAACGCCUCCUCCGGGUGCCCCGGCAGGAGGCGAAUGGGUUCAAGAGAGAUACUGCGGAUGUUGUGAAAGCUGUGUGAAGCUGAUAUGUUGCUGCCUGUUUUGCUACACGCCCUUCGACUCUAGAAUGGUGUACGUGGUAGAAGGGAAGAAGUACAAGGCGGCGGCGUAGUAGAAGGCAUCUCUUACGCGCGACGUGAUGGUGGCCUAGACAUGAAUUUUGCUCUGUGUCGUUCGAGAUUUGGCGCAAGUAUGUAAUGGUGCCGUCCCUGAGUAACACGUGAAGACACGUCAGCCGGUUGUCGUGCCGUCGUCGUCUUGCCCCGGCAU
Ectocarpus siliculosus is the source of this 598-nucleotide messenger RNA. The record is from the annotation of a GenBank genome assembly. NCBI's taxonomy places the organism in Eukaryota, Phaeophyceae, Ectocarpales, Ectocarpaceae.